AUGAUGAGUUAUCCUUGGACGUUUGCAGCUUGGGGAAUGGAUUUCAUUGGCCCUAUGGAGCCAGCCGCCUCAAAUGAACACAGAUUUGGGAUCCCUGAGUCAAUUAUUACAGAUAAUGGAUUUAAUCUCAAUAGCGGUUUGAUGCAUGAUAUAUUUGAGAAGUUCAAAAUUAUUCACCGUAAUUCCACUCCUUAUCGACUUCAGAUGAAUGGAGCAGUUGAGGCAGCCAACAAAAAUAUCAAGAGGAUACGGUGGAAUAUGAUUGAUAACUACAAGCAUUGGCAUGAGAAUUUACCAUUUUCCCUUUUUGUCUACCGCACCAUAAUAAGUACUUCUACUGAGGCAACACCUUAUCAUUUGGUUUAUGGAAUGGAAGCAGUGUUACCAAUGGAAGUUGAGAUGCCAUCUCUGAGGAUUAUCCAAGAAGUUCUGUUGAGUGAUGUCAAAUGGAUGCAAAAUUGA
Solanum tuberosum (potato) is the source of this 462-nucleotide messenger RNA. RefSeq lists its product as uncharacterized. The transcript has 2 exons. Gene Ontology annotation, biological process: DNA integration. NCBI's taxonomy places the organism in Eukaryota, Viridiplantae, Streptophyta, Magnoliopsida, Solanales, Solanaceae. The record is from RefSeq and is a predicted model, not a curated record. Gene Ontology annotation, molecular function: nucleic acid binding. The coding region runs from base 1 to 462 and encodes 153 amino acids.